This is a messenger RNA of Rubroshorea leprosula, 1179 nucleotides long. Lineage: Eukaryota; Viridiplantae; Streptophyta; Magnoliopsida; Malvales; Dipterocarpaceae. The record is from the annotation of a GenBank genome assembly.
CGCUUGAUUCUCCUGUAUGAUUGACUUGUGGAUUCUGGUUAUUGUAAAUUUUGCUGCUUUUGUAUGGGUGGGAAGAGUUCAUUAGCACUGUCUUUGCUUGUUACAUUAGCCUUUUGGAGUUACUGUGUUGAAAGGGUACUGCCUUCCACAGUCACGUAUGAUCAUAAUGCAGUACUGGUUAUUGAUGGUAAGCGGCGGGUUUUGCUAUCUGGUUCCAUCCAUAAUCCUAGAAGCACCCCAGCGGUGUGGCCAGAACUUAUUCAGAAAUCCACGGAAGGGGGUUUGGAUGUGAUAGAGACUUAUGUUUUCUGGAACUACCAUGAACCAGUCAGAAGACAGUACUACUUUGAAGGCAGGUUUGACCUGGUGAAGUCUGUGAAGACAGUGCAGGAGGCUGGCCUUUUUGUUCAUCUAAGGAUUGGACCAUAUGCAAGUGCUGAAUGGAAUGGAACUAUGGGUCUGCUCUGUUCAUUUCAGCACUUUAGUAGUGAUAUUCAAAUUCAAUUGUUGUUUCUCAAAAGAGCAAGAAAUGAGGCGUUUUAUUGCCAAAAUUGUGGGGCUGAUGAAGGAAGAGAGUCUCCCUGCAUCGCAAGGAGGGCCAAUUACACUUGCACAGAUUAUUUUACUUAUAUAGUUGAGAAUGAAUAUGGCAAUGUGGAAUGGGCAUACGGGAUUGGUGGACAAUUGUAUGUCAAAUUGGCUGCGGCAACUGCUAUCGGUCUUAACACAACAGUUCCUUGGGUAAUGUGCAGCCAGCUAGAUGCACCUGAUCCAAUUAUAAAUACAUGCAAUGGAUUUUAUUGUGAUGUAUUUGAACCAAUUUCCCCAUCAAAACCGAAAAUGUGGACUGAGAGCUACACUGGAUGGUUUCUAUCUUUUGGCUAUCCAAUACCUCAUCGACCUGUUGAGGACCUUGCUUUUGCUGUUGCACGAUUUUGAAACUGGUGGUACAUUUCAAAAUUACCAUAUGGUGAGAAGUAAUGAUCUCUGUUGCCUCUGCUCUGGUUCUAAUAGGUAAACAUGUAAACUUAUCUAUCAUUCUGUAAACUGUAUGAACAUAUCCCAUUGCCAUAUUGCUUCUGCAGUAUUUUGGUGGAACCAGCUUUGGACGAACAGCUGGAGGACGUCUAAUUGCAACAAGCUAUGAUUAUGAUGCCCCAAUAGAUGAAUAUGGUAUUA